This is a messenger RNA of Ylistrum balloti, 2935 nucleotides long. Its product is annotated as RNA-binding region-containing protein 3-like. The record is from RefSeq and is a predicted model, not a curated record. The transcript is spliced from 15 exons. Bases 56 to 1459 code for a protein of 467 amino acids. Gene Ontology annotation, molecular function: U12 snRNA binding; pre-mRNA intronic binding; protein binding. Gene Ontology annotation, cellular component: U12-type spliceosomal complex. Gene Ontology annotation, biological process: mRNA splicing, via spliceosome. Lineage: Eukaryota; Metazoa; Mollusca; Bivalvia; Pectinida; Pectinidae.
ACGCUCUCCAUUGUCGUGUCUGCAGUAAGAAGACGGCCUGCCAUUGGAAACAAACAUGACAGGUAAUUCAAUGGACACAUUGAUUGUGCGUCAUCUGCCAGGGGAACUCAGUCAAGCUGAGAAAGAGGACUUGUUGAGACAUUUUGGAGCAGAAAAUGUCAAGGUUAUGGGAAACAGAGGGAGAAUGAAAUAUACAGCCUUUGCUACUUUUAAGGACCAUGCUUGUGCCAGGGAGAGCCUAUCACAUCUGCAUCAGCUGGAGGUUUUAGGAAGUAAGCUGGUUGUAGAAUUUGCAAAAGAAAACCAGAGGAAAAAUUUCCCGUCAGUUGUAGAUGGCAGGGUGAAGAAGGAAAUGAAUGAGGAGAAAAGUGACAAGAAUGAAGAUAUGAAGGCUGAUGUUAUACAGACACCCCUACCAUCUGUAGACAAGACAUUUACAAAAUGGAGUCUUGAAUAUCCAAGAAAUCCACGAUUGAGCUAUCUUUAUCCUCCUCCUAAUAUGUCAAUUAUCAGCAACAUAGCUAAUGCUGUGGCAGCCUUCCCCAAACUGUAUGUCCAGGUUUUGCAUCUGAUGAACAAGAUGAAUCUCCCCUCUCCAUUCGGGCCUCUCACUGCUCAGCCGCCUCUGGGCCAUGAACAGCCAACUCAGCCACCGGAGCUCCAGCAUGUGAAGGAGGUCAGUUCUGAGGAAUCUGAAAUAGAGAGUGAUGAGGACACAAAGAGAUCCAUUUUUGGCCAACAAGCUUCUAAAAGACCAAGAACUACAUCAUCCAAGUCAUUCAAACCAAACAAGGUUCCAAGACUGAUCCUGGAGACAGAAACGCCACACCCAAAACCCACAGGGCCAGUAUUAUCAGCAAAAGAUGUGUUUGAACAAACCAAUCAACCAGGAGUUAAAAAGAUUCAGCUCAAGAUUCCAGACGCAGUUGUAGCAACAACUGUACAACCAAUCACAGACCAGGAUGUACGGGAUAAAGAAACAACUCACAAAGAUGAUGGAAGUGGAUUUGGAAAGAUAGCUCCCUCAGAAAAGCCAAUUGAAGCUAUAGAACUAAAGGACUCAAGCCUUCCUUAUACAGUAGACCCAAGUCUCUUCCUAACCACUGAACAACUCCACAAUGGUCGAAUCUCCACUACAGAGAUGAAGAACUUCUCGGUGUUUAAGCGAUAUGAUGCUGGUGAGCCAACAACAAGACUUUACAUAAAAAAUCUGGCGAAGCACACGACAGAACAGGAUAUUGUCAAUCUCUACGGACAGUACAUAAACUGGCAUUCAGAACUUCAUAAAAACAUGUUUGAUGUAAGACUUAUGAAGGAAGGUCGUAUGAAGGGUCAAGCAUUUGUGACAUUUCCCACAGAAGAGGCAGCGAGUCGUGCACUUACAGACACCAAUGGUUACGUUAUCAACACUAAACCCAUGGUGGUUCAAUUUGCAAGAUCAGCGAAGGCUAAAGACUGAGGCGAGAUACAUGUGAUGAACAGAUAAAAAGAAUUCCAAGUUAUUGGGAAUAAAGUCCUGAUGAGAAGGAAUACUGGAGUGAUUAAGGAUGACCAGACCAAGUACAAGCUGUGAUUUAAUGACAUACAGGUGUAAACCUACCUCACCUGUAUGUAAAGAAGACACCAAUUUCAGAAUGAUUAGCAGCAAUAGACAUAAACUUAGUAAUUUACAAGGACUAAGGAAUACUAGGAGGCUAAGAAAUGUUUCCUGGUGUCUAAGGACAUGAAUAUGAUAAACCUUGAGGAUUAACAAACAGUUCUAGUCUAAGAGGUGUUUCCUGGUGUCUAAGGACAUGAAUAUGGUAAAACCUUGAGGAGUAACAAACAGUACUAGUCUAAGAGGUGUUUCCUGGUGUCUAAGGACAUGAAUAUGGUAAAACCUUGAGGAGUAACAAACAGUACUAGUCUAAGAGGUGUUUCCUGGUGUCUAAGGACAUGAAUAUGGUAAAACCUUGAGGAGUAACAAACAGUACUAGUCUAAGAGGUGUUUCCUGGUGUCUAAGGACAUGAAUAUGGUAAAACCUUGAGGAGUAACAAACAGUACUAGUCUAAGAGGUGUUUCCUGGUGUCUAAGGACAUGAAUAUGGUAAAACCUUGAGGAGUAACAAACAGUACUAGUCUAAGAGGUGUUUCCUGGUGUCUAAGGACAUGAAUAUGGUAAAACCUUGAGGAGUAACAAACAGUACUAGUCUAAGAGGUGUUUCCUGGUGUCUAAGGACAUGAAUAUGGUAAAACCUUGAGGAGUAACAAACAGUACUAGUCUAAGAGGUGUUUCCUGGUGUCUAAGGACAUGAAUAUGGUAAAACCUUGAGGAGUAACAAACAGUACUAGUCUAAGAGGUGUUUCCUGGUGUCUAAGGACAUGAAUAUGGUAAAACCUUGAGGAGUAACAAACAGUACUAGUCUAAGAGGUGUUUCCUGGUGUCUAAGGACAUGAAUAUGGUAAAACCUUGAGGAGUAACAAACAGUACUAGUCUAAGAGGUGUUUCCUGGUGUCUAAGGACAUGAAUAUGGUAAAACCUUGAGGAGUAACAAACAGUACUAGUCUAAGAGGUGUUUCCUGGUGUCUAAGGACAUGAAUAUGGUAAAACCUUGAGGAGUAACAACACAUGAACACUAAGUCUUUUUGAACAGUACUAUAGAUGAUAUCUAAGGGUUUUAGCAAUGCUGUAGGUGACCAAGGAUGUGACCAUAGUAACAUCCAAAUAGAAACAGAUAGUGCAUGACAAUGUAGACAGACUUCCAUGAAGUGAAAGAGGAUCAAUUAUCUAUGAUGAUGUUCAUGAUAUAUACCUGGUGAAAUAAGACUGUUUCCCAUCACCUAUAAACAUCUGAGAUCUGUUUCAAAAUGCAUAACUUCAUUUUAUUUAAAUCAGAAUAAAAGGUUUAUGCUAUGUCAGCUACAAUUAAAAACAAGCUAAAGUAGCUUUUGAUGU